Molecule: messenger RNA, 465 nt
Organism: Hibiscus syriacus
Lineage: Eukaryota; Viridiplantae; Streptophyta; Magnoliopsida; Malvales; Malvaceae
Exons: 1
Coding region: 1-465 (154 amino acids)
Source: RefSeq, a predicted model, not a curated record
AUGGCAAUUCUAGAUCGACUUCCAACUCGUGAUCGACUUCAACGAAUGGGGAUUAUCACUACUGGGGACUGUGUCCUUUGUAAUGAUGCACUGGAAACUCGGUCUCAUUUGUUCUUUGAAUGUCCCACGGCUUCUAAUUUAUGGGAGAUCAUUUUACAACACAAUGGGUUAAAGAAAUCCAUUUCUUCUUGGGAGGACAUGAUUGUUUGGGCAUGCAAUUCUUGGAAAGGAAAGUCUCUUAUUUCCACUAUUUUAAAACUUGCUUGGUGUGCUAAAAUCUACGUUUUGUGGGAGGAGCGUAAUCGAAGAAUCUUUCAAGGAAGAUCAAGAUCUACUGAUGAUCUUUUUAUUUGCAUCAAAGAAUUUGUAGGUAUUAAACUGAGGGGGAAAAAGAUCAACAUGUUUGAUAGGGUUAAUACUUUCCUAUGUAAUUCUUGGGCAAUACCAGAAGAGACGUUCGCAUAA